Rubroshorea leprosula is the source of this 2568-nucleotide messenger RNA. The record is from the annotation of a GenBank genome assembly. Lineage: Eukaryota; Viridiplantae; Streptophyta; Magnoliopsida; Malvales; Dipterocarpaceae.
CUCCUCUUUCUUUUUCCUGGUUUUCUGCCUCUCCAUUCCAUGGAUCAGACUCGUAUUUUGGCCUGGAACUGUCGAGGUCUUGGAGAUACUUCUGCGAUUUCAGAGUUGAAGAAACUCUGUUUCCAACAUAAGCCCAGCAUCAUCUUCCUCUCCGAAACAAAGCGCACAGCGAUGGAGAUGACCUCGAUCCGCCCAGAUCUAGGUUUUGAUCAGUGUUUUGCUGUUGAUUGUGUAGGAAGGGGGGGCGGCCUCGCUAUGCUCUGGCGUGACGAUUUUAGUUUAACUAUUUCCACUUUUUCCCAAUCUCACAUAGAUGUGGAAAUUGUUGAUCCGGGUGGGGGUAAAUGGAGACUCACAGGGUUCUAUGGACGUCCGGAGGCUGCUCGAAGAGAGGAAUCAUGGACCCUGUUAAAAUCACUCAAGGCUGCCUCUUCUCAACCGUGGCUGUGCUUAGGUGAUUUCAAUGAAAUUCUGCGGCAAUCAGAAAAGGCAGGAGGGAACCAGCGACCAUAUAAACAAAUGGAAGUUUUUGCAGAGGCUUUAAACUUCUGCGACUUUAAAGAAAUGGGUUUCAAGGGUCCUCAAUUUACUUUUAUAAGGAAGAUGCAUGACAAUAUCAUCAAGGAAAGACUAGACAGAGUUUUGAUGAAUCCGGGAUGGUCGGGGAUGUUUCCGGGUGCUUUCUCCCAUCAUUUGCUGGCACUGAAAUCGGAUCAUGCUCCAAUACUGGUGAUAGCAACAAAAACGAUGAAUGGUUUUCAACAUAAAAGAACUAAGCUGUUUCGAUUUGAGAACUAUUGGAUCAAGGAUCCCGACUCACAAGACAACAGUUUAGGGAGGAUGGAAGCAUUAGAACAGGAACUCAAUGAUUGGCAGCGACGAGAAGAGGUCUUAUGGAAGCAGCGCUCAAGGGUACAAUGGUUAAAAGAGGGGGACAAAAAUACUGCUUUUUUCCAUAACAGAGCUUCGGCUAGGCACAAAAAGAAUCACAUUGCUGGACUUCUGGAUGACAGGGGCUCUCUUGUAACAGAUAAAAGAGGGGUAGAAGGACUUUGCAUUAAGUAUUUCAGAGAUUUAUUCACUUCCAAAUACACUGGUCCAAAUUCCAGCAUCCUGAGCGCAUUACAAGGGAGAGUUUCGCCUUUGAUGGCAAAUAACCUUGAUAGAGACUUUACUAGUUCUGAAAGUGCUUUUGUUCCUGGGAGAUUAAUCUAUGACAACAUCAUGGUAGCCAUUGAAGCCAUCCAUCAUCUGAAAAAUAAAAAGGUUGGCCGGAGAGGGCAUAUGGCUAUCAAACUUGACCUUAGCAAGGCUUUCGAUAAAGUAGAAUGGAAUUUCUUAGAAGACACUAUGCGAGCAAUGGGUUUUCCUGAGCGGUGGAUUAACCGUGUCAUGACGUGUGUUCGCACUGUGGAAUACUCCGUCUUGAUCAAUGGGUGUCCAACAAAGAAAUUCACUCCAAGUAGGGGUAUAAGGCAAGGAGAUCCCCUUUCCCUGUUCCUUUUUCUCUUAUGUGCUGAAGGAUUAUCAGCUCUAUUAUCAAGGGCUAUUAGAAGAGGGGAUUUAAAGGGAUUGACUUUGUGCCGAGGAUGCCCUUGCCUAUCGCAUUUGUUUUUUGCUGAUGACAGUUUGUUGUUUGGAGAAGCGUCUGUCCAAGAAGCUACAAAGCUGUUGGAAAUCUUGAAGGAAUAUGAGGGGGUUUCCGGUCAGCAAAUUAAUCUUGACAAGUCCUCUAUUUUUUUCAGCAGUAAUACUUCCAAUGUUGUGCAGCAGGGGGUGAUGCAAACUUUGAAUAUAUCCAAAGUCAUUGCAGAUGAUAAGUAUCUUGGACUCCCCUUAAUUAUAGGGCGAAAGAAAGCUAUCUGUUUUGAUUCUAUCCGAGAGAGAGUUUGGUCAAAAAUCAAAGGAUGGAAAACAAAGUUGCUAUCUCGUGCCGGUCGAGAAAUUUUGAUUAAAGCAGUUGUACAAGCUAUUCCUACAUACUGCAUGGGUUGUUUUAAGCUUCCGCAAAAUUUUCUUCUGUCCUUAAAUAGCAUCAUUAGCAAUUUUUGGUGGGGAGAUAACACUGAUAGAAGACGAAUCCAUUGGUUACGGUGGGAUCUCGUGUGUAAACCUAAGCGCUUUGGAGGACUAGGCUUCAGAGAUUUUAGAGCUUUUAAUUUAGCUAUGUUGGCAAAGCAAAGCUGGCGGUUGAUGCAGGAUAGGACCACCUUAUGCUAUCAAAUUCUCAGAGCUAAAUACUUUCCCAAUGGAGAUGUAUUGGGAGCUUCUGUAGGAGCUAAAGCUUCUAUGGUCUGGCGAGGGGUUGUUGAUGGUCUUGGUAUUCUUAAACUGGGUUUCACUUGGCGAAUAGGCACUGGACAAGACAUCAGACUCUGGAGGGACAACUGGUUGCCUUCUGGAGCUAUCCCUCGGCCACGGUCCGCUCUUAUCCAACAGGACAUGGAUGAUAGGGUCAGUGCUUUCAUAGAUGUCAAUACCGGCUGCUAGAAGGAAGGAGAUGUUCGUCAACAAUUCUGUGCAGAAGAUGCAGAGAGCAUUCUACACAUCCCCCUUAGUAGAAGUUGC